UCCGGCAAAACGGGCGCAAAACUGUCGGCGUCUAAGGAGAAAGAUGAAUUGCUGCGGCUCUACCGGGCCUGCGUUCAGAAGUUCGCGGACUUCGCCUACAAGGCGGAAACGACGUACUGCAAUGCAACAUACGACAAGUUCCUGUGCUGGCCACCAACGCCCGCGGGUGAUGUCGCCACACAAAACUGCCCACCAGCAAGACUUAGCGACACAUCACGUUUUGCAUUUCGUCGGUGCGGUGACUCCGGCCUCUGGCUAGGUCGACGGCCGAACGAGAGCAGCGUCAUCGGAUGGACAAACUACACGCCGUGUUUCCCGCCAGAAGUUCAGACGCUCUUCGGUAAAGUUUAUGACGUCGAAAAGGAAGCACAGUUAAAAUUCGAGAUAGCUCAGCGAACAAGGUAUAUGGAGAUAGCAGGAUUUAGCAUUUCGAUGUUGGCUUUGAUCAUAUCUCUGAUCAUAUUCUCUUACUACAGGUCUUUACGUAACAAUAGAACCAGAAUCCACAAAUCCUUGUUCUGCGCGAUGUUGGUGCAAGUCAUCAUAAGACUGACGGUCUACAUCGACCAAGCGCUCAUCAGGAGUCCAAUGGGCGACCACUCAACCUACGGAAACUUCACUAUUAAGGGGAUAGAUAAUAUGCCAUACCUCUGCGAAUCAUCGUACGUUCUUCUGGAAUAUGCUAUAACGGUGAUGUUUAUGUGGAUGUUUAUCGAAGGCUUGUACUUACACAAUGUGGUAACUGCGAACGCUCUCAGGGAGAGAAUAUCGUACCUCUUAUAUUAUGCCACGGGAUGGGGGAUACCGUUUGUUGUCACCGCGAUCUGGGCCACCAUGACAGCUUUGCAUUACCAACGGGAGAGAUUAGAGACGUGUUGGUAUGGAUACAAUUUCAGCCCACUCUACUGGAUCGUCCAAGGACCUCGACUGGCCGUCAUAAUGAUAAACCUAAUAUUUCUUUUGAACAUCAUGAGAGUUUUGAUCGUCAAACUCCGCCAGUCUCAGAGUACAGAAAUGGAGAAAGUCAGGAAAGCUGUUCGAGCGGCGCUUGUUCUUUUACCACUUUUGGGGAUCACGAACAUCUUGAACUUGAUAGAAGCGCCGCUGGACAGCGGAGUCUGGAUGUUUGGGCUAUGGAGCUACAGUACGCAUUUCCUUCGAUCAUUCCAGGGCUUCUUUAUUGCUCUUAUCUACUGCUUCUUGAACGGAGAGGUUCGUACGGUGUUGAAGAAACAAUACGAAGAUUACAUGACCAUGCGAGGAGGUCCCCGGCCUGCCCGUGUCUCCAGCUCUGCUGAGAGAUCCCGUAAAGAGAGUAAAAUUGAAGGCGAAACUUCUUCGUGGGUUCAAAUGAGAAAAUUGAAGUGGAAACGAAGCUCGGCGAAAGAUAACAAAGAGAUAUCAGUUACCGAAAUGGGACCAGAAAUUAAUCAAGAGAAAGUAAAGAAAAUUGAACUUACGCCCGUCGUCCCGGAGAACUUGGAAACUGGCGAAACUAUAGUAAACAAUAAACUGACAACGGUUGCUGAAAUCAACUACACUAGAUAAAUCAUGAAACCUGGCGAGAUGUUCCACAUCAAAUGUUCCAUUAAAUUUAAAUACAGACAUGACGUCUACGUGCAGACUGCAUAGUCAUUCGCUUUAACGUUGUAGUUAUUUUAUUAGUAAGUUUAUUUGGCUAAUUGAAAGAAUCGUUGAAUGGUAUCACUUAGUAUGGAUUUAGGAUGAUUUGAUUUACACUAUAGGACUGCUUAAGUAAACGACUCUGAGUGUAGCGAUAAAACCAUAGUACUCGACAAGAGACUCUUUGUUACAGCCUUUUUAUUUUACUUAAACUUAGAUUUUCUUAUUCAUGAUUUUUCGCAUUAAGGGAAAAAUACGCUUUUAAUGUAUUAAUCAUAUUUUAUUAAUGUAAGAUUUUAUAUGUGUAUUUACUUGACAAUACAUUUUCUUUAUGUCAUGCUAUAGAAAGGGCAGACAUGACAGGUCGUAAAACCAAGACUCUACAAGAAUGUAACGGUAAAAUUCAAUUGUAGGAAACUUGAAUCAACACAUAGCUAUCCCUUUCAUUGUGUUUGACAAAACAGAGACUACAAUAUGUUAAUACAAGUCACAUCUAAACAAUCAUAGAUUUACUUCAGAUGCGCUACCGACUUUUCACACGUGGGCUGAAGUGUUUACACGAGGGCUUAACAGUGAGUAAGUAGUAAUAAAUUCCCACCAAAACAGACUAAUAAUUACAUCAUUGGUUUAAAUUACAUUACCGUUUCUACUGCCAAAAUACCCCUGCAAAAAUAUUGUUUGCAUUUUAUUACGAUAUUAUACUGAUAUUUGAUAAGCGAGAAUUUUGUAUACUUGACAUAAGUACAUUAUAAUUAAGUAGAAUAAGUUUUACUUCUUAAUUCUAAGUUAUUGUAACUUGAUAAUCCAUUGCCACUAGUUCGAUUAGGCAGAAGUGGCAUACAAGUCGCAACGCUAUUCGUUUAGUGAAAAAAGUUUUAUUAUGCUCUCUGUAGGCAGUUUUGUUUAAUUCUACUUCGUUUCUGGGAGAUAUUGGCGUAGGUAAAUUAUCUGUAUAUUUCGUUUAAUAUAUUAAAACGCUUAACGGGUUUUUGCUCCCUUUCUUCUAAUGACAGCUUCGAGCUUUCUACUUUCGUGUUUAUUUAAAUGUUUUUUUUUUUUUACUUCAAGUAUACAAUUUAUAAAAGUAUAUAGUUAAGAAUUUGAUGUAU
This is a messenger RNA of Papilio polytes (common Mormon), 2732 nucleotides long. RefSeq names its product PDF receptor-like (gene NGR-B2). Lineage: Eukaryota; Metazoa; Arthropoda; Insecta; Lepidoptera; Papilionidae. The annotation marks the transcript as partial. Gene Ontology annotation, biological process: adenylate cyclase-modulating G protein-coupled receptor signaling pathway; cell surface receptor signaling pathway. Gene Ontology annotation, molecular function: G protein-coupled peptide receptor activity. Gene Ontology annotation, cellular component: plasma membrane. The transcript has 13 exons. The record is from RefSeq and is a predicted model, not a curated record.